AGGUACAGAUCGACACAACAUGUUGGAAAUGGAAGACCCGUCAGUCAACUAUCCUUUAACCUCGGGAAAACCGUUAACAAUGUUCACUAACGCUAAAAUCAUUUGGUCAAGUCAUACAAAGACGAAGACUAAACAAGAUCUCGUUACAAGUAUGGCUUCCUCUGGGUACUACGACAGCGUUUCGCAUUAUAAGGCUUUGGUAGCACGGAGGAAAGCGCUUAAUGACGAGUUAAACAACGCUCCAGCAUCGUAUCGUGGUAUGCUAUUGAGGUUUGCACCCGGUGAAUAUUACUACAUGUGUACAAGAAACAACAACUUCAGUAAUCGUGACCAGAAAGGUAGACUUGGGGUCCGACCAUGAAGCUGUUACGGACUAUUAACUCAAAAUCGUCUCCUGGCUCUUCGUAGCCAUGGGAAACUGGUUUGAUAUUGACAUUGCAUGAGAUUGAAUUUAAAUUUUACAUUUUUAGAAAUAACCAAACUGUACCGUAUUUUGCAUGCAACUUUUCCUAACUAUUUGUUUAUGGAUAAUAAUUGUUAAGUACAAAAUUAAAUAAUUAGACUGCAUGUAUUUCCUUCAUUAACAUAUUUACCUUUUUAUAUUAUUUUACUCUGCCCAUGACCUCUCACUUCUUCAUUGAUAUAGCAAACUAAAAUUUCUCAAAAACCAAACAAAUAUCGUAAGACUCUCAAAUUAACAAUCAUGCAUAUGGUUCUUUCUAAUUUGAUAAGCCCAAAUCACUGUAAACUAAUGCGGACGUCCGAUAUCAAUUUGCUCAAUUGAAUUUGUGCAUAUACGCAACAAUUAUACCCAUUGCAUGCUUUCACGCUGGACAUAUUCAGUGGCAUAUGGGCUCAUUUUCCAGCGGACUUGACUCAUUUUCCUAUGGACUCGUCUGAUAAAAUUAGCCCCCACGAGUGUGGCGGGGUGUGGGGGAUUCGCUAAAUGUUACCAACUUUUUUUUCAAAUUAAGUUUCAAAUGUGUUAACUUGUUAACACCGCUAAGUCAAACGAGGUCAUGGAUAGGAAGAGGCAAGCUGCAAUUUUCGUUAAUAGUACUCCAGACAGCUGCCUGUAUUGAUAUAUUUAGGCUACAUACACGUACUAUAUAGAUAUAGGCCUAUGCAUGAUAACAGCCUUUCUCGAUAUGCACGAUAACAUAAUAUUCUGGAAAAUUAUGGUGGAUUUAGUGCAUGCAUAUUUUGUAAUCUUAGAAAGACCAUACUAUAGACAUAUGGUCAUAAUAAUUGAAUAUCUGUCAAUUUAAUCAUGG
Paramuricea clavata is the source of this 1274-nucleotide messenger RNA. The record is from the annotation of a GenBank genome assembly. NCBI's taxonomy places the organism in Eukaryota, Metazoa, Cnidaria, Anthozoa, Malacalcyonacea, Plexauridae.